Oppiella nova is the source of this 459-nucleotide messenger RNA. The record is from the annotation of a GenBank genome assembly. NCBI's taxonomy places the organism in Eukaryota, Metazoa, Arthropoda, Arachnida, Sarcoptiformes, Oppiidae.
GUCCUCGUUGUCACCAUAAGUGAAUCCAUGGCUCAAAGGGAUCACAACAUUAAUAUAGAUCUCGGAAAGAUCUUUCGUAUGGGUCUACUGACGGGAACGGGAGGCACCAAACUGGGCAUUGAUGUGCUCAAUGGUUUCGUGAACGUCGGUGUUGACCGUAACAGAUAUCCUGGGUAUUCAAGUAGUAGUGGAUAUCCAAGCAGUGGUGGUGUUACCGGAGGUAACCAUGUCAUUGACAUUGAAGAGGACCCCUAUAUCCGUCCCGUACGGACUGGUAGUAUAAGGGAUAGGAUCCGCAAUAAAUACAUUUACAACAGAAGGGGUGCCACUGAUGUCAAUGUGUCCGUCGAGGACCCCUAUAUCCGUCCCGUACGGACUGGUAGUAUAAGGGAUAGGAUCCGCAAUAAAUACAUUUACAACAGAAGGGGUGCCACUGAUGUCAAUGUGUCCGUCGGUUAA